Bombyx mandarina (wild silkworm) is the source of this 1822-nucleotide messenger RNA. It is a transcript of the gene tan, whose product is annotated as C45 family peptidase tan. The record is from RefSeq and is a predicted model, not a curated record. Lineage: Eukaryota; Metazoa; Arthropoda; Insecta; Lepidoptera; Bombycidae.
CAGUGUACUGGUUCGUGUGUGAAAGACAUUUUACCUACGACAUCCAGUUUUCGGAUCUAACUCACUCACCAUCAGACCAUAUGACGGCUUGGGUUUUUUUUUAAAUUAAAUUAGAAAUUUAUUUUGUAGUUAAUAAUGAAACUAUUGAAUUACGGCGGAGUUGUUGCUAUAUUUUUAAGUUUAUUCGGUACGGCAGUAUGUGAGAUACAACUCGGGAGACGCCAUGCGGUCCCUGUUAUAUACGUAAGAGGCUCCCAUUAUGAAGUCGGCUUCGAUGUGGGUCGCACAUUCUCCUCCGUCAUCAAGAGCUUCAUAUCAAAUUACGCUAAUCUACGUGACUUUGAACGGGAAUACAAAACUGAUACCGGCCGGGAUGCGUAUGAUAAGACCCUGGCUAACAUGGAGAAGCGAUUCCCUUACUACGUUAAGGAGAUCAGGGGUGUUGCUGAUGGAGCUAACGUUCCUUUCUAUCAGCUAUUCCUCCUGCAAAUGGAUGACUUGAUUGGAACCAUCAACGACAACCACGUCCCACGGAACGACACCGGAGGCUGCAGCUCUGUCGCCUUCAAGAACCCACAGCAUACUAUACUUGGACACACAGAGGAUGCAUUUACCGAAACCCUAAAUCACUUCUACAUUAUGUCGGCGCACAUCAUUCCAACUCCCGAAGACAGGGAGCACGGGGCAGUAGAGGAACGCUUCUCGUCUUUAUGCUACGCUGGUCACAUGCCCGGGUACACCAUGGGCUACAAUGAAAACGGAAUGGUGUUUUCCAUUAACACGCUCAGCCCACUUCUGCUAAAGCCUGGAAACACUCCUCGCACAUUUAUAACCAGAAAGCUUCUGUCCGCCAAAAGUUUCCCGGAUGCAGAACGGAUCCUCCGUGACGAAGGCCUAGGAAUCGGCAACGGUUUUUCGGUAAAUAUGAUUUGGACAGACACCUGGGGGGAUACCAAGCUUUACAACGUGGAAGUCGCCCCCGACCUCAAGGGAGACCGCUCGCUCGUCCACGUUCAGAAAUACGACCAGGAUACACUAGUACACUGUAAUAUUUACAACCGCAUUAACGUGAUUGAAGUGAUUGGCGAAAUAGUUGGCAGUAGCAAGUCCCGACUGAAGGCGAUACACGCUCAUGCUGCCCCCAAGACCAGAGGUGAUAUAGCUGAGAUACUCUCUGAUGUCACCGGCAAAGACUUCCAAGUGUUCUCGAUGCAGAAGGACGCUAUUAUCAAGACCAUCGCUGCUGGUAUAUUCGACGUAGAAAAAAGAACUUGGAGUAUUUAUAUCGACAAACCCAGCAUUUCGGAGCCCGUUGCAGUGCUGCCCAUCAGAUUCUCCGAGCUCGAGUCUAAUAAAUAAUUAAAGAUUUAAAUAUAUUUUAAUCGGGGUUUUUUUUUAAAUACAUAUUUAGUUUAUUUUCUAUCUAGUAAGAUUAUAGCUAAAAAUCAGAUAGAUAAACUUUAACUUCACAUAAACGGUUAAGGUUUACUCUGCUAUAGUAAUUCUUAUAGGUGAAAGGUUAGUUUUUUGAAAAAGACUUCCCAUGUAUUGCAGAGCAUUGCAUAUAUAAAAGUAGUAACACAAAGUAAGCGUCAAAAUUUAUAAUACAUAUCUAUGUUUUCUUACAAGGAUUUUGUAUUAUUUUUGUUGAUGCUUGUAAACUUAUGACAUUAACUACAUAUAUUAUAUACCUACUCAAUAAGUUAAUAAAUGCAAUUUCACGCAAGCGGUGUUGUUCCUUAUGUGAAAUGAAACUAAUGUAAUUUUUGCCAAACGCAAUAGCUCGGGGAUAAAAUACAUUAAAUUGUAAUAAAAUAUCCAA